AUUAUUAUUAGCCUGUUCGUGAACUGGUUGUUGAUCAUGUCGGUAUCGCUAGUGCAAAGUGCAUUUAUGUUUUGUAUCACAGUCUGAACGUACGUUGUCAAUAAUUAAUAGCAAAAUGUCGCUUUCUGAAGUCCAAAAGCAGUUUUAUAGAAAAAAUGGAUAUAUUCUGAUAAAAAACAACGUUCAUCAUGAUUUACUAGACGGGCUCGUCAAAAGAUUUAUUGAUAUAUGCAGUGGGAGCGUAACCGAUUAUUCAACAAGAAUCGUCAAAAAUCCGCAUCUCAAACAGUUGGGUUAUCAAGGCCAACUCGUUGUGAAUAAGUUUCAAGAUUUUCUGUUCGACGACGUCCUUUGGGAAUACGCAUCACUUCCGUCUGUGAUAGAAGUAGUCGAAAGCAUAAUCGGUCCAAACAUCACAGCAAUGAAUUCAAUGUUGAUCAAUAAACCACCCGAUUCCGAUCCGGACUUUUCCAUACACCCGUUACACCAGGAUCUCCUGUAUUUUCCGUUUAGACCAGCGAAUAGUAUCGUGGCAUCAUGGACAGCCAUGGAAAAAAUCGAUAGGAAUAAUGGAUGUCUAUAUGUAGUUCCGGGAUCUCAUUUAGAUGGGAUUCUCUACGAACAUGAGACAUCCAAACAUACUCUGUAUGAUGGCGUGCAAGGGAAAGGACACUUAGAAAAAGAACAUGUAGUCAUGGAAAAAGGUGACACAAUAUUCUUCCAUCCUCUUAUACUCCAUGGUUCUGGACCCAAUAACACAAAGGGAUUCCGAAAAGCAAUAUCAGUUCACUACGCAGACUCAAAUUGUAAUUUUAUUGAUGUUAAAGGAACAGUUCAAGAAGAUUUGAUGACGAGAAUUGAGGAAUUAGCUGCAAAGUUUGGGGCACUCAUGAACUAUGCGGUAAGUAUUGGACACUACUGUUAUAGUAUGAUUAACGACCAGCUCAGAAAUUUCUUCAGAAAAUAUCGUUGGUCCCUCGUAGAGUUGGUUCCACCCAUUAGCAACCAGCGCCACCUUGUGAUUUCUUUACGUACUACCCGUAUUUCAUUUCCUGUCAAGAUAUCUUCUUUACCUAUCGAGAUACCUCCUUUUUCUAUCACGAUAGUUUUAAAACUUGCGUGUACAGACGCGUCCAGCGCCAUUUUUCUUUUGUUUCUGCUGAGUUACGGUGCGGGCGUUAUUUCGUUAACUUCCUGAUUGUGUGACAUAGGACUCCCAAACGCCAGUUUAUGGAGUAGUACCCUUUAUUUCGUACUUUACGUUUAGUUGCUUUGGUUUGGGUGCUACUCCGUCCAUUUUCUAACGGGAUUUUAACCUUCAGCGUGUGAAGGCAUUGCGGAGAACCACUAGCUUUGUUUUGUAGCUGUUUCGAUGCCGAUUUUGCUGGAAAGAAGCCACCGCUUCCCCUUGACAGAGUAUCAAAUAUAGUGAAACUCAGAAACAUCAAAUUUGUGUCAUAUCUAAGCGAAAAAAGAUAUCUACGGAAAUUCAACGGCAUUUGGAAGGGCAAGGCAUGUACUAAGAGGUGAUGUCUUUGGUUUGUUUGAAAAAAAAUAAUUCGUCAUGCUACAUAACCUCAAAUAUUAUCAAAACUCGCUAUUUCUGCACUUUUAGGUUAGGACAUCUCGGGAACUAUAGUCAGUUGAGAGAUUUGGCUUACAGAUUCAGCACCGUUGCUUCAAAAAGCUUUGCGGACAUAUACUCUGGUUUACGGAUAAAAAUAUUAUCGGCCUGUAUAAUCCAUAUCAUAUUUUUUCAGGAUAUUUGGAAAGUGAAAAGUAGGCUAGUGAAGGGACCGCCUGGUGAAUUCCAAAAAUUAAGCAGCCAUCUUUGAUAGCUAGCCGAAUAAUGCAACUUAUACCAUGUGAUACUUUAAUUUUUUAUCAUAGGAACUCAGGAAAUUAACAAAUAACUUGAUACAGA
Molecule: messenger RNA, 1924 nt
Organism: Acanthoscelides obtectus
Lineage: Eukaryota; Metazoa; Arthropoda; Insecta; Coleoptera; Chrysomelidae
Source: the annotation of a GenBank genome assembly